This is a messenger RNA of Nelumbo nucifera (sacred lotus), 2505 nucleotides long. RefSeq lists its product as uncharacterized. Gene Ontology annotation, biological process: positive regulation of transcription by RNA polymerase II. Gene Ontology annotation, cellular component: nucleus. Lineage: Eukaryota; Viridiplantae; Streptophyta; Magnoliopsida; Proteales; Nelumbonaceae. Gene Ontology annotation, molecular function: chromatin binding; RNA polymerase II transcription regulatory region sequence-specific DNA binding; histone binding. The record is from RefSeq and is a predicted model, not a curated record.
CACAGUCUAACCGUUUGAUGUGUGGAAUCAGCGUGAUGAUUGGGGUUGUUGCUUAAUGUUAUGUGCCAUGCAAGAUGUUCACGCCUAAUGAAUGGUCUCGAUGAAGUGAUAUCAUGUCCACGUGUACGGUAAAGAUGAGAAACCGCUAAUUGUUGUUGUGUGCAGGGCACUAUCUUAUAUCUUUUCCUCAGAAACAAAACCCACCAUCCAUUAUUUCCAUCUCGCGUCUAAAGAGAACUCACUCCGAUUCAAUUUUUGCCGGUGAAGAGCUGCCGGAAAAGUUCUUCAAUCUCCAACCGGAGAUCAACCACUCGUUCAAAUUACCCGCCUUGUAUCGAAGGUGAUGGAGAGUCAGUAGAGAAGAAGAUCGGACACUAUUCGAUCAAUUCUCUAGUUUCGAGAGUGGUCUUAACGAGAACAACCUCCGAUCUUCUUCUCGAAGAUGCUUUCUGUUAAAGGUUGGAGCAGGUAUCAGGCCGUGCAUGCGUCAUUGAUGCAUAAUCCAUACUAGACGAAGCCCAUAAACUGCUGGAACGGAGUUUGGGUUUCGCUUGGUCGUCCAGGAAAGGCGAUUGUACAGACGCAAGGGUUCGUGUUUACUCAUAUUUCUUCCUAGGCGGGAGAAGGGAAGCACAGUGUUCAGAACUCUAUUUGAUCGUGCUUUAGAAAGCUUGCAGUUACACAUCGAAGCAAAGGGGUGAAAAUGUCUUUCCAGAGCAAGGGAUUAUGGAUGGCAAAAGGUCCUGGGUGUUUAAAUGAUGGUGAGAUAUCAUAUGACAAUUCUUCCAGGAUCGAACCAAAACGCGCUCAUCAAUGGUUUGUAGAUCCUACUGAACCUGAACUGUUUCCCAACAAGAAGCAAGCAAUGGAUGCUUCGAACAGUAAGCCAAUUUCAGGGAUUUCAAAUGUGAAUUUCUCUCCAUGGGAGAAUGUUUCGAGUUUCCAGUCAGUGUCAGGCCAAUUUAGUGAUCGGUUAUUUGGAUCAGAGCCAGAGAGGACUAUCAACUUUGGUGUUAACAACAUUCCAUCUGUGAAUACGGGGCACUUGAAUAUGGGAAGAAAGGUUUUUGAGGACCAAUUUGGAAAUGAUCCUUCUGUCGGUUUAUCUAUUUCUCAUACAAUGGAAGAUCCUGCCUCCUGCCUCAGCUAUGGUGGUAUUAGAAAAGUUAAAAUUAAUCAAGUCAAGGACUCUGAUAAUGGCAUAUCGGUGUCAAUGGGACACAUAUACAAUAGGGGAGACAACAAUAUGAUAUCAAUGAGUCAAACUUAUGAUAAGAGGGAUGGCAAUAUGAUGUCAAUGGGUCAUGCAUAUGACAAGAGAGAUGACAAUACUAUAUCAAUUGGUCAUACUCAGGCCUAUGAUAGGAGGGAUGACAAUACCAUAUCAAUGGGUCAUGCCUAUAAUAAAGGAGACAAUAAUACCAUAUCAAUGAGCCAUACCUACAAUAAGGGGGAUGAAAAUACCAUAUCAAUGAGUCAGACCUACAAUAAAGCUGACGAAAAUACCAUAUCAAUGGGACACAUCUACAACAAAGGAGAUGACAGCACCAUGACAAUGGGCCACAUCUUCAACAAGGGGGACAGCAAUAUCAUCUCAAUGGGCCAUCCGUACAAUAAGGGUGAAUCCACUACAAUAUCUUUCACUGGCUUUCAUCUGGAACCUGAGACGAACCCUUCCGGCAGGCUCAUAAGUAGCUAUGACUUGUUAAUGGGCCAAUCUUCUGUUCAAACAUCAGAGCCAAUUGGUGAAAAAGAAUUGGUUGAUGCGAGUGUGGAUGUACUUGCAAAUAAUUCCCAAAUUGCAUCUGCUGGAACUGAAGCGGUUCCUAAGAAUAAGAUGGAGCUAAAAAUGUCAAAGAAGGUAGCUCCAAACAACUUCCCUUCAAAUGUGAAAAGCUUGCUAUCAACUGGGAUGCUUGAUGGAGUCCCUGUGAAGUAUAUUUCCUGGUCACGGGAGAAGGAGCUCCGUGGUGUUAUAAAAGGCUCUGGAUAUUUGUGCAGCUGUCAGACAUGUAACUACUCUAAGGUACUCAAUGCUUAUGAGUUUGAGCGCCAUGCUGGUUGCAAAACAAAACAUCCAAAUAACCACAUAUUCUUUGAUAAUGGGAAGACUAUUUAUGGAAUAGUCCAAGAACUAAGGAGCACACCACAGAAUAUGUUGUUUGACGCAAUUCAAACUGUGACAGGCUCACCGAUCAAUCAAAAGUCCUUCCGUGUUUGGAAAGCAUCAUUUGAAGCAGCAACACGUGAACUUCAGCGCAUCUUUGGAAAAGAUGAAGCACAACAAUCUCAAAGUGAAGUCUUUUAGUGUAUGUCGUGCAAAUAUUUAAGGUAGGGUAAUCCUAUCAUUUUGUAAAUAGAUGCAUACAUCAUUUUGGUAGUUUUGUACAAGCAGUAUGGACAUUGAAAUGAUUUGGAUAAUAUGAUCUUCACUAGUUUACCGAUCUAAAAAAGAAGAAAGAAACAGGAAUCUCACUAUUUUAAUGCAACAUAGAAUUAGCCUAA